Molecule: messenger RNA, 972 nt
Organism: Sphaeroforma arctica JP610
Lineage: Eukaryota; Ichthyosporea; Ichthyophonida
Exons: 4
Coding region: 1-972 (323 amino acids)
Source: RefSeq, a predicted model, not a curated record
AUGACCAACCCUGUACAACCGCUGCUGCUGUUUGCUCUUGGAUGUGACUGGGACGGUCGCAUUCCACGCAACUCUACAUCUCGCUGGCCCAAUCAGAUGGCGUCUAUAAAGAGUGUGCUCAAUGCGCGAGCGGAUAUCGACGAUAUUGCCCCUAUUCUCUUGGAAUGGUCUGGAGAUAAACGAUGGUCACUGCUCCAGAAUCUGGGCGAGAAUCUGUUGUGCCAAUACUCGCCGCGACAGAACCGCGUGCUGCAGCACGCACGCUUCGAUUCUAAAAAUAAAAUGGUGAUAAAUGAACCUCCCGAGUUCACCCAGGGCGUUGCAAUCAACGAGCUGACCAUUCAAUCUAUACAGGCCGAUACCAAGCAUCCGCGAACUAUCAUUGGCACGGGCAUAGAAAGACAUCAUGUGCGUACCGACAAUUCUGGCGCAGACGCCUACAGCAAUGCUGCCGAGCGCACACCGUUUGUCAAUGAAACCAUGCCACUGCCUGCACUGUGUGUGAUCACCUCUGAGCCCGAGAAUAUAGGCCCCGUCUAUGUGCACCACAGACACAACCCGCGCGACAGUCUGCAGGCCAUCGGAGGCGUAGAGGUGCUAUUGUUCCAUCUCAUUCGCAUGACCGGACCGCUCCGAAGUUUAACCGACAGCCAAUCAACUGGCUCGAAUUUCAGAAAGAGCCCUUCGUACGGCAACAGCCAAUCAGAUGCCGCGGAAUCUGCUUUCAACUACGACCAAUCAAAUGGCCCGGACUUAACCAACUGCCAAUCAUAUCAUGAGAAAUUAACCCUCAAAGCCAUGCUUGAGGCGUCCGCAAUUUCGCUGGGGAUGUUACCUGAGCACACGCACGUGCAUGUUAAUGAUACACUUGUCAGAAGGAAGUGUGUGCAGACGGCGGUGUUGCAGCUGCUGUUGAUGGCUACCACAUCCCAUGUGGCUAAUACCGUGGCUAUGCGUUCGUGUAAUGGGUGA